AUGAUGGGGGAUAAAGUGGAGGAGCCCUCCUCCGAAGACGGGGAAGAUGAAAAGGUGUAUGAUAGUUUCAACGCGGAAAUUCACGUUAACAGGGAAACGAGUGCCAAUCACGAAAAUGACGCGCUCGUUGAAAAUCCUAGUAGCAGCGAGGCGGAAAGUUCCACCUCCUCGGAGUCCCCAAACCAGGACGACAACGAUGAGGAGAAGAGUAAUUCCAGUGGAAGCAGUCAAAAGGAGGGCGAAGAAAAGAGUAAUAGCAGUCCAUUAGAGGAGGAAAAGAAGAAGAAAAAGAAAAAAAAAAGCGAAUUGGAAAAGGAAAAAAAAGAAAAUGACAUAAAUUUAGCAGUUAAAAUUGCACUGCAGGUGUUGCUAAAAAGUCAGCCCUUUCCAGUGAAGAGAGAAGAUUUAUUUUCCGUCAUUAAUAUUUUUGUACCAAACUGUAAUAACGAUGUUAAAAAAAGAAAAGCUAUUUUGAAGUCGUUACAAAAGAAGGUAAAAAAUAUUUUGGCCUUAAAUUUGCUAACGCUGAAUUCGAAAACGAAGACUGAAUAUGUAUUAUCGCAAUGUAUAACAUACAGAAAGCAUAACGAUUUUUUGUUGUCCCAAAUGGAUCAUGAUAUAAGGGGUUUCCUCAUUUUCCUCAUUCCUUUUUUCAAUGUUUUUUAUAAAAAAAUUCCCUUGAGUUAUUUACUGCACGAGUUAAAUAAUGUUGGACAUACGUUGGUAAAAACAAAAGAAGAAGUGGUGAAAAUUUUAAGCUCCCCAAAUGUUCUUUCCACCAUUGCUAACCAUAUUUUAAUGACCAAGGAGUUGGUUGACCCUUUGGACUUUUUAAUAUAUGCCAAAAAAUUGUCCUACAUCGAUUUCAGCACUGACCACCAGUACGAUGAGAGUUCCUUGGAUGGGUUUUACUGCAUACCCACUGCUCGGUUUGAAAACGAAAUUAACAUGAAGCAGUACAUAACGGAUCUGCUUAAUGUCCCCAAGAAAACGUUUCAGCUCAAGGAUGUGUAUAUCCUAUUUGAGGAGAAAUACUUCAUGGAUAUUAACUACGAAAAUUUGUGA
Messenger RNA from Plasmodium coatneyi, 1065 nucleotides. RefSeq lists its product as uncharacterized. Bases 1 to 1065 code for a protein of 354 amino acids. NCBI's taxonomy places the organism in Eukaryota, Apicomplexa, Aconoidasida, Haemosporida, Plasmodiidae. The record is from RefSeq and is a predicted model, not a curated record. The transcript has a single exon.